UUUUUUUUUUUUUUUCCCAUGAGCAACAAUUAUAGUUGGGCACUAUUGUAGAUCUUUAUAAGUUGGCUGGAUGGGUCAAUGUGUUGGGACAUCUAGUUUUGCAAUCAAGGCCUGUAUCGGAUCAUUCGGGUCAAUUUAGUCGUGUAUGUUUGACUAGUAUGUAUGUAAACACGGUUAUUCUGAAGAAAGACCAACAUUUUGAUUAUCAGUUCAGGUAAUCUGGUUGACGAACAAAUAAUCAAGUAUAUGUCCCAAAGGAGUUCAAACCGAGAUUUGGGAUUGAAACCAGUGUCAACAUUUUCUACCUAUGCACCAAAAAAAGAAUAAGAAAAAAAGGGAAAAAAAAUAGAUGUCUUAUUCAGUGGCUUAAUCUCCUCACAGCAACAGUAAUCAAAUAACUAGGCACCUUAUGAGGUAAGCAACCUUAUGAAAACAGGGGGUUGUUGAGCAGCUAAAUCUGCAUUUUGAAUAUUCGGUCUUUAGCUUUACCUCCAAAAUGGAACACAAAUUUUUCCUCUAUUUUAAUGAUGUCAACCCUUACCUGUUACAUCUUGUUAACCAGUAAAUUACUCAAAAUAAUCGAUAAAAGUUUGAUCAACAACCUUAAACAUACUACACUCAAUAUAUACAUUCAUCUCGACACAGCUUUUUCACAACAGAUCACAUACUUGCGAAGUAUUAAGUAAACUUUCUUUUUACAAAGGCGGAAAACUCAUCAAUCAAGAAUGGAACAUAAAGCUAGCCCUUUGGUUUUUCUAGUAGUACUAGUGAUCCUGGCUAGUAAUAUUCCAUCAUUGACAGCUCAAGGUGGAUCGUCGUGUGUAAACAGCCUAACCCCUUGCAUGAACUACUUGAACAGCACUCGUGGUCCACCCAGGUCUUGCUGUGACCCUUUGAAAGAAGUUAUUCAGACUAACCAACAGUGCUUGUGCAGUAUGAUAAGUACCCAAGGUACUUUCCAAGCUCAGCUCCUAGGCAUUAAUAUAUCUCAGGUUGAGAUGUUACCCGAAAGAUGUGGGCUUCGUGUUAACCCGAUUGCCUGCCUUAAAGGUGUAUCAGGCUCAAGAAACUCUGUUCAAAACUCUGCAAUUAACUCAUUCCCAUCUUUUAUACCGGUAAUUUUAGGAGUGUUAUUGAUGAUAAUUGUAAUUUAGAUCAAAUAUUUAUUUAUUCUAUGUAUGACAUUGUGAAAAGUUUGUACGUACACACUGAUUCGAAGUAUAUUGUAUUCAGCUACUUAUUUUCUGGUCCAAAUUUGUUAACUUUGAUGUUUUUUUUUUCUUUUUUUUUUCUAUAUUGUAACAUUAUUAUUGUUACGUAGUAUAUUGUUUUGGAUAUUGUAGUGUUAUCAUUGUUAUAUUGCUUUGGAUAUUGUAAUGUUAUCAUAAUUAAACGCAUUUGGAUGUUGAUAAACUAUUUU
This is a messenger RNA of Chenopodium quinoa (quinoa), 1420 nucleotides long. Its product is annotated as lipid transfer-like protein VAS. Gene Ontology annotation, molecular function: lipid binding. NCBI's taxonomy places the organism in Eukaryota, Viridiplantae, Streptophyta, Magnoliopsida, Caryophyllales, Amaranthaceae. Gene Ontology annotation, biological process: lipid transport. The coding region runs from base 726 to 1154 and encodes 142 amino acids. The transcript has 2 exons. The record is from RefSeq and is a predicted model, not a curated record.